UCCGACUACGGUUCUCUACUCAAGUAGUGCCGAAAGCCCCAACUCUUGACCCCUCCUUUCCUCUCGCCGCGUUCUCCGUUUCUCUCCUUCUGUUUUCUAUCUGCGCAGGGUUAAAGUACGAAUUGACAAACCCUAGAGUGAGAAAUGGGUCAGAUCCAAUACUCUGAGAAGUAUUUCGAUGAUACUUAUGAGUAUAGGCAUGUGGUUCUACCUCCCGAAGUCGCUAAACUUCUUCCCAAGAAUCGUCUUCUUUCUGAAAAUGAGUGGCGGGCAAUUGGAGUUCAGCAGAGCCGCGGUUGGGUUCAUUAUGCGAUUCAUCGUCCUGAGCCUCACAUAAUGCUUUUCAGGAGGCCGCUGAACUAUCAACAGCAGCUGGAAAACCAGGCUCAGCAAAACAUGCUUGCCAAGUGAUUAGCCUUCAGGCAAUAUCUGAAAGCAGAUCUCAAAAUUAUCUGUAUUUUGGAGUCUGCUCGAACACAUGUUGUAAAACCUAGCACAACGGUGGACCUCUUUGUAAUAGCUGAGAUGGGUUUCCAUUAUCAUUCGAGCUGUGUUCUAAAGACACGAGUUUUCUGAGACAUGUUAUGUGUAUACACUUGGUGUACUAAUCUAGUGUGUUCAAUAGUUUCAUACUUCAUAGUUACUUGUUAUAAACAUUUUGCUGUUCAUUAGGCAACGUGAUCCCUUCUUUUUUUUUU
This is a messenger RNA of Neltuma alba, 698 nucleotides long. RefSeq names its product cyclin-dependent kinases regulatory subunit 1. The coding region runs from base 145 to 411 and encodes 88 amino acids. The transcript is spliced from 4 exons. NCBI's taxonomy places the organism in Eukaryota, Viridiplantae, Streptophyta, Magnoliopsida, Fabales, Fabaceae. Gene Ontology annotation, molecular function: cyclin-dependent protein serine/threonine kinase regulator activity. The record is from RefSeq and is a predicted model, not a curated record.